Capsaspora owczarzaki ATCC 30864 is the source of this 7435-nucleotide messenger RNA. Its product is annotated as mitogen-activated protein kinase kinase kinase 1. The record is from RefSeq and is a predicted model, not a curated record. The coding region runs from base 185 to 5920 and encodes 1911 amino acids. NCBI's taxonomy places the organism in Eukaryota, Filasterea, Ministeriida, Capsasporidae. Gene Ontology annotation, biological process: MAPK cascade. The transcript is spliced from 2 exons.
CGCUUUCGUUUCGUUCUCGUUCUGUCUUCCCGCCUCUGCUUUUUUCCAAGCCUUCCGCGCUUGUUCUGUGGACCACUUUCUGACACACAGCGACACCUUUAACCCCCCUUCGGCCCCCCUUCCCCACGGUUUCACUGGACAAGGCACAGAGAGAGAGACGUAAAGCAAACUGUCACCUCCACGAAUGGCGAGCAGCAGCGGCGGCACCAGCAGCGGCAGCAGGCCUGCGACUGGCACUCCACCGGCGACUGGGACUGCUCCUGGGACUGCUCCUGGGACUGCUCCUGGGACUGGGACUGGGACUGGGACUGCGAGUCCGACCGUGGUGAGCGCAGGCAGCAUUCGGCUGCCCAAUGCAUUCAGCACAUUGGGCCCAGCAACAACGUCGUCGCCCAUUGCAGUGCCUGGCGCGGGUCCUCCACUCGCACAAGCACCAGCAGCAGCACCAGCAGCAACAGCGUCACAGCAGCAGCAGCAGCAGCUUCAUCAGAGUCGGGAGUCCGGGCGUCACCACUCGACUCACUCGCCGUCGCUGUCGUCGUCAUCGUCCACCCUGUCGACUGGGAGCUCCACUCGAACUGGCACGCGUCAACAACACCAGCAUCAGCAACACCAGCAUCAGCAACAGCAGUCCCAUGGCGGCGCAAAGAGCCGCAGCAGCAAACGCUCCAAUUGCCUCCACUCGCUGCUCUUUGCCAUCUAUGGCUUCUCGUCCCAGGAGAAGGAGGACAUUGCCGAGCGCAUCACAGCGAACGGCGGCCACAUUGCCACGAGUGCCAACAAACAGCUCGAUUUCUUUGUCACAACGAAGGCCGAGGUUGCGAAUCGCUCAGCAAGACUGCUCGAGGCGUACGAACGAUGCGGCGCUGUCGUGUUUGUUUCCAAGCAGUUUGUUCUCGACAUUGACGAGCAGCGCAAGGAGGUCGACUACCAUCCAUACCUGGUUUGGACGGGCCAUGACAGCUUGACGCCAGAGACGACGAGUUACCUGGCGCAGUCCACCCAUGCGCACCCCUCAGGUGGUUUCAGUCUCACCUCGCUCUCAGACGAAGAGAGGAGCUCGCAGUAUCACUCUGACUCGACCAAUUCGUCUCGCUUUGACGUUGGCCAGUCGACCGAAGAUAGCUCUGAGGGUUCCGGAUCGGAAAUUGACGAUGUCUACGUCAUGUCCCCGCCCUCCACGUCGCACAUGCGGAAACGAUCGCACCACGUUCCACACCACCCAUCCUUCAGUGCGCGCUCGGUUCAGCGCCGCAACACCACCGGCAACAUGUUGCGCAACAACUCCAGCUCGUCCGUCGGUUCGUCCAGUGACAAGGGCACCGCUGCGGGUGCUGCUGGGAAUGCGCCCGCGCGUUCGGCCUCCAUGUCUCGCAUGCACAGCCAGCCAACCGGACUGGGCUCGGCCGGGUCGUCCACAAACUCGCUUGGCGGCGCCGGUCCACCGAGCCCGUACAGCGCAAGCUCCUCGCCUGCGCCCAGCAGUAAUUUGCGUCGUACGACACCCAACCAAUCUCAAGCCUCAUUGGCACAGAUAUUCCCUCAGCCAAUCUCAUUGACCAGCGAUGGCGCGAGGUUCAGUCGCGUCCCUGCUGGCACCAGCACGGCCAGCACUCCAAGCCCGAUGCUCAGUCGCACAGGCUCUGUUUCGGGCACCGCGAGUCCAUUCGACGAAGGCGGCGAUUCGAUGCUCCACCAGCAAUUUCAGUCGACCUCAGUGUCGCCUGGCUUGAAUGCCGACGAGCAAAGCGACGAGCAGAGCACUCCCACAUCUCCACACGAAGUGGGAGCCGAUGAUCCUUGGUUUAGCAACGCCGCCGGGAGCGCCAAGCACGCCAAAAAGAAGAAGAAGCGCCAGAGCGCCAAGGAGCGCGAGCGUGAGCGGCUCUACAAGGAAAGCCUCCAGACCCGCCUCUCAUCGUCACCCGUGGAGUCAAUGUUGUACCGCCAUCAGCCACCACCGCGAGAACUCACCAAGCCUGCAACUCCCGCCGGAAACUUUGCUGGGGCUUCUGCUGGCACGCCCUCCUCCUCCAAGGUCCUCUCCACGGAGACGUCGUCAGGGCGCCGUGAUCCUGCCACUGCCACCAGCCCGGCCAUCCCUGAGCCUGCAGAGUCCAGCACUGAUCUGCACCUCACCUCCCAGGAUCUCGAUCGGGCGCUAGAGAUGCACAACUUUUUCUCUCCGACGCCUUCGGGCGCAAACUCGGGCUAUGUGUCACCGCUUGACGCCAAUCCGGACACAAUGUUUCCAAGGGAUUACGCCCCAAAGCGGGUCGCUUCAGGAGCUGCUGCCCGCGCCAUCCCAGGUGGCGAGCCUCAGCCAUUGGUGGAUUCUUCAUUGCUAAACGAGUGGUUUCCGCAAGUCCAGCAGCGCGUCAAAACGGUGCUCCAACAGCGUGUCAAGCAGCAACAGCUCUAUCAGCAGCAGCUGGACGAUCGCCGCCUGGAAGAUGCGAAAGCAAAGUUCCGCCGAGAUCUAUGGCUGGAAUUGCGAGCCUUCUCGGCUGGUCACACGAUUGACGAAGAGAUGGAUGCACUGCCCUCGGAGCAAGAUCUCGCCACCGUCAUCAUUCGUGAUGCGAUGCGAUUCCAGGUCUCCCCUGUCGCGUCCUUCUCCUUGGAACAUGCCAUUAUCGAAGUCAAUCACCGGCUUGAACAGGUCGAGCUUGCCGAACGGACCUUCUACAACGCUUUCGAGCGUAAAAUCUCGUGUCAGCUGAGUCAGAAGGAAGAAUUGGCGCUCAAACAUCGCUUGGACGACAUGUCGCUGUGGCUCAAUGUCACUCGCGACCUAAUUCUGCGCUUCCGCCUGGCCGUGCCUUGGUUUGGUGUCCGCCCCAUGCCAAACCUCAACAUUACGCCUCAGUAUCAGUUUAGCAGCUUUAGCAACAACUCGGCCAUCGCUGGGCUUGCAUUGCAGGCGCCAAGCAGCGGCGCAACCGACUUUGCUGGCAGUGCCGACAGCGCUGCCGCGCCGACGGCAUUUGCCAGCUUGCCCAGCAUGACUCGCCCUGGUUUGACAUCAUACUCGCUUGCUGGGGGUUUGUCCACCCGACCCGCUCCAGUCUUGCAGCAGCACAACGACAGCACAAACAACAGCAGCAGCAAUCCCUCGCAGUUUGCUGUAUCUCUCAACCCAUCUGUUGACUCGAUCAACUCGACCUCGGGCUCGAUCAACUCGACAUCGGGCUCAAUCACUGCCCCCGCUGCGUCGCUGUCAUGCGAUGCGUCGUCCACCACACUCAUGCCUGUCGAUGCGUCUGCAUCUGCCAACGCACUCUCCCGUGAGGCAUCGAACGUCCCCAAAAUUGCCGUGUCGCGACAUUCGUUGCCUCCCUCCAGCACUGAGAGCACGGACUCUGUCCUGUCCGAGAUGGAAACGCACUACUCGCCUCAUCUUCGUCUGAUCUAUCCGACAGUUGCAACAUCGCCACCAGUCAUCAUGUCGCCCACCGAUCUUCCGCCCAAGCGCACGGGCUCGCCCCGCGGUGAAGGGUACUUUCUCGGAGACAGCAACGGUCACGCAUCCUCGCGCGGCUCCCAGAUUGCCUCGCCGCAUCCCAUUGUGCCAAAUGGUGUCAUCAACAGCAGCGCUCGGCAAAUGUCGCGACUCUCACUGAAUCCGCACUCCAGAGUCGAGCGGUACGGCGAGAGCACCGCUUCCUUCCUGCACGACCAAGGGUUGGCGGCGGCUGCCCGCAUGUCCGGCGAGGUUGGCGGUGGCCUGUCGAGCAUGACCCCGAUCUGGCUACCCAGUCCGCUCGUUCUCACGGAUGAUGCGGCCGCGCCCGCCGUUGGCAACCACCCAAACGGCUUGUGGCCGAGCCUCAAUGGGGUCCCAUUCACCCCUGUCACGCCAGCAACGCCAUUCACGCCCUUCUCAAUGACUGGGAGCGCCGGUGGCAGCAGCAGCACCACGCCUCCACCACUGUCGACUGGGCCUAGCUCAAUCAUCUCUCACAUUGCCCAAACAAAACCCUGCCUUGCCUUUGUGCGUCGCUCGCUCAAGCGUGAUGGCAUUCGGCAUGUGACUGAGCUCAUGAUGGACUUUCUUCACCCGACUCUGUCCAAGGCCAAGCGUGCCUUGGACGAACACCGCGCGGAAUUUGACAAGAUGGGCCUGCCUUCGUUUGAGCCACUGCUCAUUUAUCUGACGCGCGUGCCCUUGGGUGUCGUUCAAGAGUGUCUUCGCGAGCGACUCAACCAUCUCCCAGCGUCCAAGCUUUCCGUGGCGUCCAUCCAGCAGCUGAUUGUGGAUUUGCGCGAAUGCGUUACGCAAGCGAUUAACGUGCGAAAGAUGUGCCAGUCACUUGUUGAGUGGGUGGUUCCCCACCCUCCGACGGCAAGUGGCUCUUCUUCUUCUGCUGCUGCUGCUUCUGCUUCUGCCACAGCGGGAGGGACAUCCGCUCCUUCUGGUGGCCCGCCUUCGGCCCCAACGUCCAGCGGCACGUCAUCAAACCCUCCCUCGUUCACGGGAUCGACCAGUCUCUCCUUCCGCGAACGCGCAGACAUUGCCAGCCAGCUUGAGCGCGACUUUUACGAGUUUGAUGAAACACUCACGUCGGCUCUGGACGCCUACCUCAGUCUGUUGUGCGAUCGCCUCAAAAUCAGCUUGCAGGCCUCCCAGCCCUCCAGCGACACCAAGUCCAUUCUCGAAACCGAGUGGGACUUUGCCAAGGAUCGCGCAAUGGAUGUGCGCGGCGGCGAGGUGGCUGCUGCGCGGCAAUUCUGUAACAUGGCCGUCACCCUGUUUGAUCACAGCACCACCAUGUUUGAGUCAGCGCUCGACGAGGUGACGACGGCCGAACGGUCGCUCGAAUCAUUCCGCACCGUCCAAGAAGUGUUUGAGGAUUUGAAGCGGCGCAGCGGCCAGGCGCUCGGUUUUGCCAAAAUGCUGACCCGUGAUCUCGAGGUGGCCAUGCGCUACAAGCUGAUCUCUCACCCCGUCAACUACAUGACUCUUUGCGAACGCCUUGCCGACUCGGGCCAUGUCCUCCUCGUGACGGCGAGCUUUGUUCCUCGACGCCAAGCAACCGCCCCUCCUCGCGGAACGUUUUCCAGCAUUCCCACGACACCUCUCGAUUUGGAUGGCCAGGAUGGCAUGGGGUACUUUGAUGCCACGUCUUCGUCCACGACGCCACGCCUCGCCGUGGAGGAAGGGGAAAGCAUCUCGCCAAACUUCUGGGUGGUGGCGUCGCCGUUGCUCUCGCAGGCGGCCAUUGAACAGCUCCUCACUGCAUGCACGCCGCGAGAUGUGCUGGAGGACGACAUUGACGGCUACAUUGUUCUGAUCAACGUCCAACACGGCUGGUGCCGCGAGUGGAAGGGGCCUCGGCGAGCUGCGCGCGUCAACGCCGAGAUUUCGCUGGCCUUCGCCGAUAUUGACGUUCCCGGGGUCAAAAUCAUCACUGGGAAAUCAUCGCAGGUGCACAUUCAACAGAAGGUGUUUGAGGCCGCCUCCGGACUACCGAGCGACGUUCUCACGCCCGACGAACAGACCAGCACUCGCAAAUCAGUCGAGGAGCCCAUGUCGGAUCUCAAGGCAGCAUCGCUCAACCUCGCCCACACCCUGGUCCGUGGCGUCUACCGCAUUCAACGAUUCCUAUCGGAAGACGCGCUGACAGACACGGAGGCGCGUAUUCUGCGCGAGGUUGUGCAACGUGCAUUCAACUAUGCGUUCGAGUACCUGCGCGAAACGGGCAAGCUGGUGGUUGGGCAAACCAAGACUGCACUGAUCCCGGACUUGCUUCGCUUUGUCCUGUCGUGGAUGGAGCAUGUCAUUGUCGAGAACAUGGCCGACGAGGGCAGGCUCCAGCCCACCUUUGCCAUCCAGCAAGGGCUCACCUUUUUGGUCGACGUGUGUAGCCCCAUCUCUGAAAGCCCUCCCGAAUCUUCCUUGCCUUCCAGCGACGUGUGAAUGACUUUUUGGAUCGCAUCGGUCCGCUGGAAGGAGGCGCACCGCCGCCGCGCGUGGCCGCCCCGCCGUCGAGCUUGGGACACGUGUCAGCGCAUGGGUCGUCCACGUCGUUGCCCACCACGCCUCAUCGAAAUCCAUCGCGUACGCUCUUGCACGGCGGUGGAAGCUCUGGCUUUGGGUUUGGAAGUGGGACCACAUCUCCCCGUGUCUCGUCUGCGCAUCCGCCCAAUCGCACUCGCGCGCCUCUGCAGAUGCCAUCCCAGUCAGGCUUGGCAUUGUCGGCGGCCGACUUGGCGCACGCCGCUGCCAACGAGGUGGCUGAACGUUCGUCGCACAAUUCUCUUGCUUUUGCCUGCCCAGCACGAUCAGCGAUCGCAGCCGCAACAGCUGCUCAAGCUGCCGGGCUCGAUUCCAAGGAGGUCGCAGCCAUUCGGGAGCGCGAGCGUGCGACAGCACUCACCCGAUCGCACAACGCCCAAAUGGCGCACCUCUCCACCAUCGACGAGUCGCGUUACCUCAAACUGCGCAGCGAGAGAAAGGUUGGUUCGGUGCUGCGAGACAUUGAAGCACACUCGCACAAGGAAAACGAACUGGAGCUCUUCCAAGUCAACAUUCGCUGGCAGCGUGGUCAAAUGCUUGGCAAGGGCGCCUUUGGCGAAGUGUCUGUCUGCGUCAAUCUGGAUACCGGUGACCUGAUGGCGGUCAAGGAGUUCAAGCUCUCGUCUCAGAACAUUAUCCGACGGAACGACUCCAUCCGUCGCAUCCAGCGCGAAAUGGAGCUGAUUGAUGGUCUCGAGCACCCCAAUCUUGUCCGAUACUUUGGUGUCGAAGUCCAUCGCGAAGUCUUGUACAUUUUCAUGGAGUACUGCGACGGUGGCACGCUCACCCACCUGCUGCGCAACGGCUCGAUCGAGUCCGAAGACGUGAUGCGUUCGUACACGUACCAGUUACUGAGCGCCGUCGAUUACCUGCACACCAGUGGCAUUGCGCAUCGCGACAUCAAGAGCGACAAUAUUUUCCUUGACGCUCUGGGCAACAUCAAGCUCGGUGACUUUGGUGCCUGCGUCCGGCUCUUCAAUGAAGAGCGCACUGUCGCCGGCGAGCUCAAUGACCUUCCCGGCACGCCUGCGUUUAUGGCUCCCGAGGUCUUCAAGGGCCACAAAGAAGGCGGUCAUGGUCGCAAAGCCGAUAUUUGGAGCAUUGGGUGCGUGGUGAUUGAGAUGGCAACCGGCAACAAGCCUUGGGCCGACCUGGAAAUGCUGCAAAUCAUGUACCAAAUCACGGUCUUGGCUGCGACGCCUCCCAUGCCCGACCUUCUCAGUGACCUGGGCAAAGAAUUUUUAAAGCUUUGCUUCAUCAUGGAUCCGGCCAAGCGCCCCGCCGCAAAGCAGCUGCUAUUGCAUCCGUUUGUCCGGACGACAGUGUCCCGUUGAGUCGUUUCAUGCGUUUUGUUUUCACUUUUUCGAUUUUGACGUGUUCGUUUUUGUCGUUUGUCAAUAUUAUCAUAAAUUUUGC